GCCGUUUCUCAGCUUAUUGUUGUAGGACACGAUGCCAUUGACGGAUACGUGAGAAAGUGAAUAUGGAAUAGCGCUAGUCUUUUUAUUAUUGCUUUUAUUGUUAUGGAUCACUGACAGUUUUCGGGUUUAACCAUGGAACAAAGAAAAUACAAGCCACAGAGGGCGAGAGGAUUAUUGGUCGGCUGGAUGGUUGUUGUGCUUUUUUGGAGCGCGGUCUCAGCGCAAUCACGAUAUUCCAUCUCUGAGGAAGUUAACGAAGGAACUGUGGUUGGAAAUAUAGCGAAAGAUCUUGGACUGGAUAAAAGCACACUGAAGGAAAGGAAGUAUCGCAUUGUUUCAAGUAAUGCCGAUCCUCUUUUCCAUGUAAAUCAGAAUGAUGGUGUCCUGUAUGUGAGCCGAAAGAUUGACCGAGAAGAGGUGUGCGCGACAAUCAGUACGUGCUUAAUUAAUCUGAAAACUGUGCUAGAAAAUCCUCUCGAAGUGCAUUAUGUUGAAGUGGAGGUCUUGGAUAUAAAUGACCACGGUCCCACUUUCUCGGAUGAAGCGACACGCUUAGAGAUUUCGGAGUCCGUGUUGCCCGGAGCACGAUUUCAAUUGAAACCAUCACGUGAUCCAGACAGCGGUCAUUUCUCCGUGCAGCAAUAUAAACUAAGUCAAAACGAUCAUUUCCGUCUUGAAGUUAAGAAUAGAGGAGAAGACGGUAAAUUACCGAUAUUAGUUGUUCAAAAACCUUUAGAUCGAGAAACUGCAGGAAGCCACUCAUUAGUACUGACUGCACUGGAUGGAGGAAAACCUCCAAAAUCGGGCGAAAUGAACAUAACAGUGAAUGUUUUAGAUGUAAAUGAUAACGCACCGGUUUUCUCUAAAGAUGUUUAUUCUGUGGUACUCAAUGAAAAUGCUCCAAUGGGAACAACAGUUGUGCAAGUGAAUGCAACUGAUUUAGAUGAAGGUCCAAACGGAGAUGUCGUUUACUCCUUUAGCAACAGUAUGAAUCAAAAUAUAUUGAAUCUAUUUGCUAUCAAUCCUUCAUCAGGCGUACUAACUGUUAAAGGUUUCAUAGAUUAUGAAGAGAAGGACAGAUAUGAAAUUGAAAUUGAGGCAUCAGAUAAAGGACUAGCUCCUUUUAAAACAGACAAAAGCGUGAUUAUUAAGAUAGUUGACAUUAAUGAUAACGCACCUGAAAUUGAAGUAACUUCAUUUUCAAGUUCAAUCCCUGAAGAUUCGAGACCUGGAACUACAGUUGCACUCAUUAGUGUAAAUGACUUAGACUCUGGUCUAAAUGGAAAAGUGGUUUGCUCUGUAAAUGAGGAUGUUCCAUUCACUUUAACGCCAUCAUUAAAUGACAAAAUGUACUCACUAGUAACCAAAUCACUCCUGGACAGAGAGAAAAGGGACAACUAUGAGGUAAUAAUAGUAGCAAAAGAUGCUGGUCAACCUCCAGUAUCUUCUGCAAAGAAAAUCCAUAUUGUGGUUUCCGAUGUGAAUGACAACAGUCCAGACUUUUUAAUUAGUCCCUAUAUUUUCUAUGUUUCUGAAGCUAAUGAUCCAGGGACCUCUUUGUUUGCUGUUAAAGCUUUUGACCAUGAUGAGACAGAGAAUGCUCUUAUAUCUUAUCAUAUUCUCAGAAAUGGAAGUGAAAAAAACAAAGUCGCUUCAUUUCUCAACAUCAACUCUGAAAAUGGAGAUAUUUUGGCCCUUAAAAGUUUUGACUUUGAAACCCUGAAAACAUUCCAUUUUCAAGUUGUCGCCACAGAUUCUGGGACUCCGUCACUGAGCAGCAACGUCACGGUGCACGUGUUCAUUCUGGAUCAGAACGACAACGCUCCGAUCAUCUUGUAUCCUCUCAGCUCUAACGGUUCUGUUGAAGGUGUGGAGGAGAUUCCCCGCAAUGUGAACGCAGGACACUUGGUGACUAAAGUCAGAGCCUAUGACGCUGAUAUAGGAUAUAACGGCUGGUUACUGUUUUCACUGCAGGAAGUUACUGACCACAGUCUCUUUGGGUUGGACCGCUAUACAGGACAGAUCAGAACACUUCGCUCGUUCACAGAGACGGACGAGGCUGAGCAUAAACUGGUCAUACUGGUGAAAGACAACGGGAACGUUUCACUCUCAGCAACAGCUACUGUGAUUGUCAAAGUUGUGGAGCCCAAAGAGGCUUUUGCUGCUUCGGAUGUUAAAAGUGCAACAAGUGACGAGGACGAUAAUAACGUGACUUUUUACCUGAUGAUAACUUUGGGCUCAGUUUCAACACUUUUUCUCAUCAGUAUCAUCGUGCUGAUUGCAAUGCAGUGCUCUAAAUCCACAGAGUAUACUUCUAAAUAUCUACAAGAGACUAAUUAUGACGGGACACUGUGUCACAGCAUCCAGUACAGAUCUGGAGAGAAACGCUACAUGUUAGUUGGACCCAGAAUGAGUAUAGGAUCUACUAUAGUCCCGGGAAGCCAUGCGAAUACACUGAUGCUCCCUGACAGGAGGACACAUGGAGAGGUAAGCAGGUCUACCAGGCCAAAACUUUUAUUGUAUUUAUCUUGUUUAAUAUUGCCCCUCUUUUCAUGAGCUGUGUGGCUCAAUUGGUCAUAGCAUUA
This is a messenger RNA of Gasterosteus aculeatus aculeatus (three-spined stickleback), 2585 nucleotides long. The record is from RefSeq and is a predicted model, not a curated record. NCBI's taxonomy places the organism in Eukaryota, Metazoa, Chordata, Actinopteri, Perciformes, Gasterosteidae.